Messenger RNA from Cladocopium goreaui, 2928 nucleotides. The record is from the annotation of a GenBank genome assembly. Lineage: Eukaryota; Dinophyceae; Suessiales; Symbiodiniaceae.
AUGGCUGGCCUGAUCGUGGCGCUGGGCGAGACUGUGCAGUUUGCAAUUCCCGAGAAAGACGAGUUGGAUCCGGAUCCCCGAACUCCAGAGCCCCCCGCUCUCGAUGGCCGGGACAAGUCGCCUAGAAACUCUGUGAACACAGGUGAUGGCGGUAGAAACCAGCGCCUGACCUCCAAUGGUCGCGCAGGGAUUUCUCCAGCUUUUUUGUCGUUGGUGGAUCAGCUGGUGCAUCAGCACAAGAUCGAAGUGGCCACAUCUACUCAUCGGACUCAUCUGGUGAAGAGCUUUGAAUUGCCCAGUGCGGCCACCACGGACAUGGACCGAUUGGUCUCCAGUGCCUCGGAAUCCCCUUCUGGAAAGCCGCGGCACAGCGUGUCCACCGACGAGGAGUCCAAGACCUCUAGCCGGAUGUCGAAUGGCGCGAAGGGAACCUCCCAGUCUCUGAAACCGCAGCAUCACCUCCAGCGAAGUCCCACUGUGGCCAGGGUGAUGUGUCAUCACCAUGGGGAUCUGAAAGAAAUGAAUGCGAGUAAAAUUCUAGAUGCCUUCGACAUGCAAAAACUCUUGGAGAAAGACGACACAGAUGCGCUCGACAUCUACCAGGACCCCCGUACAUCGAAAAAGUUGCACUUGGCACCCUCGAAGACCAACGCUUCGUUUCAGACGUUUGAUUGGGAUGAGAUGGAGGACGAGUCCUGUCUCACCAAACUUCAGGUCUUCAUGCAAUCCACCCGCUACGAGUUCACCAUCUCGAUAGUUCUGGCUCUGAACGUUCUGUGGAUGGCCAUUGAACUGGAGCUGGAGGGAACUGCUGCAGGCGUUCCCUUGGGAAUUUAUGACAAAGGCAUCAACGUCAGCGACUGGACGAGCACCUUCAGACUUGGAGAUAGCAUUUUUGCCUACAUCUUCAUAGCGGAUGUGCUACUCCGCAUCUUGGUUCUACGCAGCAAGUUUUUCCAGGUGUGGUUGAAUUACGUCGACAUGGCUGUCUCCAUCACAUCCUUGGCGGAGAUCAUCUUGAGCCGUGACGAAUUGGAACUACCAAUCCCGCCACAGAUGUUCAAGCUCUUGCGCAUCGGCAAGCUGGCGCGAGCCAUUCGUAUGAUCACCAUGACGACGAUGAUGUUGUCCUUGCAGCUGCUGAUCAAAUGCUUGGCGGCAAGUCGUGGAAUGCUUUUUUGGAGUUUUUGCUUGAUGAGUUUCGUGCAAUGCGUGGCAGGGAUGAUCUUGGCAACCCUGUGUCAAGACUUUGUCCAGGACACGGCCAGAGAUCCAAAGAUUCGGGAAGAGGUCUUCCGAUAUUAUGGCACAUUUACCCGCACCUUCCUCUCGAUGUUUGAGAUUUUAUUUGCAAACUGGAGUCCUCCUUGUCGAAUUUUGGUCGAGAAUGUCAAUGAGUGGUUCUCCGUUUUCUUCUUGAUCUAUCGAUGUGUCCUUGGUUUUGCUGUGAUCAAUGUUGUGAACAGUGUCUUUGUUCAGCAAACGAUGAAAACCGCCAGUUCAGACGAGGACCUGGCGUUUCGACAGAAACAGAAGGACAUCGCGGCCUACACCCGAAAGGUGAGAAAGCUGUUUCAGACGAUGGAUCAGUCAGGCGACGGGACGCUCAACCUGGAGGAAUUCGCCAAGUUGGUCACCAAUCCGAAGCUGAAAUUCUGGAUGAGUCAGUUGGAGUUAGAGUACCAUGAUCUCAUGAGCCUCUUUGAAUUCUUGGACAACGGGGAAACCUGGCAGCGCAGUUGCCACAUGUUGUGCGAAGUAGCCCAGAAUGCUAUUCGUUCCAUGAGAUUAGUCAUGGAAAAUCUCCGUUUGACUGGUGAAUGGGACGUCUUUCGAAGGAAUCGGUCAGGAAGGCCUUAUGAAGAGGUAAUUUUGGUUGUGGCCGGUCAAGGCAACCCGCUCUUCGGCCAAAGAAAGCUCGACCGCUUCCGUGCUGUGUCCGCAAGGCAAAGGCUACUCCUUCAGAAGCUGCAGCAGAUCUGGAGCUCCCUUCGCCUCAAGCGUCAGCAGCACCGCAUGCAGCAGGAGCAGAUGUGGAGGCAACAGCAGGAACAGUUGCAAAGGCAAAGGCUACUCCUUCAGAAGCUGCAGCAGGUCGAGGAGACCAACCCAGAAAGUCCGGUUGUUGCCAAGGGCACCGAGAGCAGCUCUGUGAGUGGCAAUCCCGCAGUGCCCACAAGUGUGAAGGCAGAAACUAUGCUACCUGCUUUGGACGUGGUCAUGUCGUUGCAGGCCGCUUUGCCACACUUAUCCAGAGCAGCUGCUGCGGAUGUGAAGGCAGCACUACAAGCCCUUGGCACCCCUUUGACGCUAGAGGCAGGCUUAUCUUCUUCGAAGGUGUCAGCAGACGCAGUGGUGGAGGCCAGCUCAUCUUGUGCGACGACUUCAAAGGUUCCAGCAGGAACAGCUAUAGAGGCAAGCUCAUCUUCUUCGAAGGUGUUAGCAGAAGCAGUGGUAGAGGCCAACUCAUCUUGUGCGACGACUUCAAAGGUUCCAGCAGGAACAGCUAUGGAGGUUAGCCCAUCAAGUGUCAAGUCUGCAGCAGGGGCGGUUGUGGAGGCAACAGGAGGAACAGCUACGAAGGCAAGUUCAUCUGUGUCGAAGCUUGCAGCAGAAACGGUGGUAGAGGUGGUGACUUUGGAGCUGCGUUCCCUGGAGCAACGGUUAAACUACGGCAGCGUUUCGGCUGGCGCCAUGGAUGAGGCCAAGGAGGCCAUGGCCAAGGAGCUGGCGGAGCAACAGGUGCAACUGGAGCAGCGCCGGGAGGAGGUGGUGAAGUUGGAGGAAUCUCUGGAAGUCGCGCAGGCCAGGGAAGGGCUUGCAACAGCAUGGCAGUUGUAUUGCGAGCAUUUUGCAGACGGGCAGUGCGAUGUAGCGAGUAAAACCGAUGAUUUCCUCCGGGAUUUCUUGACUCGCGCGUUGAGUUGA